Molecule: messenger RNA, 201 nt
Organism: Brenthis ino (lesser marbled fritillary)
Lineage: Eukaryota; Metazoa; Arthropoda; Insecta; Lepidoptera; Nymphalidae
Source: the annotation of a GenBank genome assembly
AUGUUUAAAUACGUGUUAUUCGCCGCUCUUUUAGCUUUCGCCGCAGCUAAACCUCUAGUAGUGGAAUACCCAGUUACCUCCAUAACCUACUCUGCCCCAGUAGCUGUGGACUACACUGCCCCAUACUACUACCCUGGUUACGCGACUGCAUAUGACUACGCUGCUUAUUCCUACCCUUACAGCUAUGAAUACUUCGUACGU